CAUUAAUUUUGGUUCUCAUCCAUUGCGAGGUAAACAUUAGAACUAUUUACGGAGAUCGCGGGAUCCCAAUGAAGCCUCCAAUGACUCUUGACUUGCCGUAGUGAUCGGCAUUGAGGCACGCGCGGCAUUGACCAAGCAAUCCAUCCAUAGAUAGUUCUAAGAUGCUAAGCCACGUCCACGUCCGCCCUUAAACUUCAUACAACCUCGCGAGCAUUCUUCAGACCACUAAACACGAACAUCAGUAUUCUGAAUAUAUCUCAGUCGUAAAUCAGAUAUCAAGUCCGCUUGCCUAGCUCAUAGACGCCCUAGUCGCCACUUCUGUCUAGAUAUUCUCUUUAAUCCAAUUUGAAAGACAUCUGACACAACUGACCGCAGCUCUUGAUGGAAGGCCCUAUUGAGAAUUCUACGCCUAUAGAGGCUAAAUCUCUGUCUCUUUUAACUGACCUUGCGUCAAAUCCUCCACAGAAUCUGGCGACCACACGGCACGAUAGACAUCCUCCACUAGUGUUGUACAUUGCUCGUGUGCCUGGAAGUAGAGACGUGUUUUUGUCUCCAAUGAAACCCAGAGAUAAAGUUGUAACUGCGGAGGAUGUGCAAAGUUCGUUGUAUUAUAUACACGUGGAUCGGCCCGGUGAUGGAAGUCUGUUAAAGUCUUCCGAUGGUUCCUGUGACGAAUCUACCGUCGAAGAGAGCGAUAAACCGCCUUCAUCAGAUAUCUUGACCCGGAAGCCUAUGCUUCCUGCUCGACCCCUCGCGAACGACUUCUUGAGAGCGGAGCGCCCAGGACAUCCGAGUCGUCCCUUGCACGUUGAUCCUCAACGUUUCUCUGGCAAACCUAGCUCAGGUCUGCUUACCAGUCGGACAGAUGUAGAGACUCAGCACAAUGUAUCCUCUGCAGCUUUUACUCGAAAGCCUAUAGCUUCAGGAACAUCGAAUCCGAAGCACUCGUCAGUGACAUUCGAUGAUUUUCUAGGUAGCACUGGGUCUCAGGGGCUCGACCCACAUACACUCUCGCAUCAGCGUAGUUCUUUUCAACCAUUACCAGCAGUGGCCCCUCAGGAAUAUCAAUCACGGGUUCUACCAGAGAACGUGAGGCCAGGAACGAACAAACAUGGCCUAGGGCUUUCUUCCAGAAGUUCCACCACAGAAGAACAGCGACGUGAUGUUCGAAUGAGACCCGAGCAUUCACAAGAUAGUGGGCUCGAAAAUCAGAAUACUUCCCAGGUACAGGAGCCAGGUAUCUCUCUUACGCUGAUCAGGAGAGACCCGGCGUCGGGUAACCAGUGGAACGUGGGCAAGGUUCUUGAUAUACCUCUUCAUGGUGUAUCAUCAUCUUCAUCAUCACAGUCUUGGACAAGCCAAAAAAGCAAGCGUGUAGGAACUCCUAUAUGCCUCGAUAUAUCAAAUCCUGGCUACUCAAAGUUUGUCACAGAUGUUGAGCGAGUACCGGAUAGAACAAGCAUACAUAGUGAUACCAUGGAGAUACCACAAAUAAUCUUCCGAAGACGACUGUGGAUGGAGGGAGCGAGGUUCACAGACCCGGCCUUUGGGCAUAGGAAGAAACGGUCGGAUACUUCAGAGACAGGCGUGGGUAAUAAUUUUGAAAAUGGUCCUUUAGUUAGAGACGCUCAGGGCUAUCUUGUCUCAGACGAUUCAGCCAGGACAACAACGUUCAAAGGAUACGCAUUUGAGACUCCUUGGAGGACAAGGUGUGAAUUUGUGACUAGUGGAGGAGGGGGCUCGCUUCGGUGUAUACACAUAUCAAAUGCUAACGGUGGUCGUACACCAAUACUCACAUCAGUUAGUGAGUUACGUUUCAACCUCCCAAAUGCCUUCAGUAAGAUGCAUUCACGACAGACUUCCGACGAUGGGUCUUCAAAGAGAAGGUCUCUCUUUGGCAAGUCUAAGCUUGCUGGAUCAUUGGCAGAGUCUACACGCGCGAGUAUGCACGAAAACGAAAAGAUGGACCUGGCCCUGGGGCAAGAAACGGCUGGUGGUGGAUUUGGAGGGAAGCAGGCCAAGCUAGGAAAACUCAUAAUCGAAGAUGUGGGGCUCCAGAUGAUGGAUCUCGUUGUGGCUGCCAAUAUGGGUCUUUGGUGGCGCGCAUAUGAACGAACGGACAAAAGGUAAAAACAACCUGUUUGACAUGAUAGACCUCGUACUUGGCUCGGUCCAGGAACGAAGCUUAUAUAAAGGUCGAAUACCGUGAGAGUUCAAUGUUACGAUGAAUUACUAUAGCGUUCCGUAAAUGAAUCAGAGUAGAAGAUCACAAUGCGUC
This is a messenger RNA of Pseudovirgaria hyperparasitica, 2278 nucleotides long. RefSeq lists its product as uncharacterized. The transcript is spliced from 3 exons. The record is from RefSeq and is a predicted model, not a curated record. Lineage: Eukaryota; Fungi; Ascomycota; Dothideomycetes; Acrospermales; Acrospermaceae. Bases 382 to 2130 code for a protein of 582 amino acids.